AUGGCAGAGACUUCAGAGAAAAUCCCCAUAGCUAUGGCUGGACCAGAGGAUGUGGAACAGAGUAUGCCACCUGCAUACACGGCGGUAACGAUGAAACCAUCUAGUAGUGGACGUCUUCUGAAGAUUGGAGCAGUGGUCUUUAUUGCGGGAGCUGCACUUCUGCUUUUCGGAGCACUUGGUGCUUUUUAUUUCUGGAAAAUCAACGACAAGCAUGUCUACAACGUUCACUAUAGCAUGAGCAUCAAUGGAAAAGUUGAGGAAGGUUCCAUGGAGAUUGAUGCCAGAAAUAAUUUGGAGAGAUUCCGAACUGGAAGCGGGGACGAGGAAGCCGUGGAAGUUCACGAUUUCCACAUUGGAAUCACAGGAAUCCGGUUCUCUGGAGGGGAGAAGUGCUACAUUAAAACGCAACCCAAAGCUCACCUACCAGAAGUGGAGACACUGAACAAAGAGGCAAUGAUGUUUGACUUGGAAGAUGAGAUCAUGCCAGUCAAGUUUGAUGAGGAGUCCCUGAUUUGGGUGGCGGGGGACCAGCCUCUGAAAGACAGCAGUUUCCUUAGCACGAAAAUCCUGGACCUCUGCGGAGAUCUCCCCAUCUUCUGGCUCCGCCCCACAUACCCAAAAGACGGACAGAGGAAACGCAGGGAUGUCUUGCGGGCGAAGCGUCAGUCGGCGCCCCACAGCUAUGACAUGCAGGAAUUCGAGGAGGCAGCGGAGGAAAGGAAUACUGUGACCCGCGGGCUCGAUGCAACAGCCAAAAGAGCUACGGGUGAGGAUGACGACGAUGAUGAUGAUGAGGACGAUAGGACCUACAACCCAGAGAAUCCCUACCAUCGCAAUGCUGAGGGAGAGGACGGGACCAUGGUAUUCGAUCCGAUGCUGGACCAUCAAGGAAUCUGCUGCACAGAGUGCCGUCGCAGCCACACCCACUGCCAGAGAAUAUGUGAGCCAUUGGGCGGCUACUGGCCCUGGCCCUAUGACUACAGAGGCUGCAGAGUAGCCUGCAGGGUCAUUAUGCCCUGCCGCUGGUGGGUGGCUCGCAUAUUAGGUAUUGUGUAAGACCUCCAAAUUACUCACAACAUCAGGCCAAAUCCCUUGAAGUAUCAUGUCAUUCUAAAUGUUUUUUUUGUUUUAGUUUUGAAUGUACUGUAAAUAGGAAUGAGUAAGUGCCAGCUAUUUGCGUACGUAUGUCUGAAUACUGAUGUAGGUGUUUUUCAUUUUGAAGCCAAAAGACCAUGAUUUUUUUUUUUUAGCACACAAAGGCUAGGACAAUAAUUAAAUGUCUUAUUAUGAUGAAAAUUAUAUGUCUGGAAAUAAUAAUUCCCCCAAAAUGUUGCUUUUGAUGUACUAAUAAAGCCCUACUUUAUUCCUGGCUGUACUUUAUUAAUUUCUAUCAGGAUUUUGUCUUUUUGCAAAAUGCUAGUUUCAGCUGAAGGAAAUACAUGUACAAAAAUAUUCUGUGUAAACAGUAUAUAUUUAAUAAAUCCUGCAUUAGCAUUUCUCUUCUUAUAUCCACAGUUUUUUGUAUAUACAGUAUGUACAAAUGCUUGUUGCACUUUUGUUGUGAAGAUUGUAUAGCAAAAAGAUAUGUAUCGCAUUCAGAGCACAAGAAAUGGUUAAUAAAUGUGAAAUAUGAUUUUGUUUUUAUGGUGACUGCACGGUCUGAAAUGGUAGCUAUCCAUAGAGGUAAUUACAGUGUUUCUUUUGAUGUCAGAAAGAGGCUUUAAGUGGGUGGAAAAAAAUUGUUUGGGUUUUAACUGAGGCCACACAUCUCUUUUUGAUCAGCGGGAGAGAUGAACAUCAGAUAUGAAUUAAACAUUUAACAGAUUGUCACAGGAUUUCAUCUGUUGGUGGCAAAUUCAUAUUUAUGUGAUACUGCAGUUAAACUCACCAUGUUCAGUCUUAUCACAGCAAUAGAUUUGCUCAUAUGAGGGUAAU
This is a messenger RNA of Conger conger (European conger), 1935 nucleotides long. Its product is annotated as leukocyte cell-derived chemotaxin 1-like. Lineage: Eukaryota; Metazoa; Chordata; Actinopteri; Anguilliformes; Congridae. The transcript has 7 exons. Bases 1 to 1056 code for a protein of 351 amino acids. The record is from RefSeq and is a predicted model, not a curated record. Gene Ontology annotation, biological process: negative regulation of endothelial cell proliferation; negative regulation of angiogenesis.